UUAUCUCACGAUCAACCGGCAUUUCAAAGUACAACUUUAAGUCGGAUUGGUUCUGAAGCAAAUAUGGCUGUGGAUGGGAAUCCUGCUACUUGUGCAAUGACUGAUACGAUUGGUUCUAGUAGUCAACAUGAUAGGGCUUGGUGGUACGUGGAUCUUGGUGACAUUUACAGUGUAUACAACAUAAGGAUACAGUUUAAUGACAUGGGGAAAGAAUAUGUCCUGAGGCAAAGGGGAAGAUUUGCUGGAUUUUCUCUCUAUCUCUCAAAUUCAACUACAAAAGAAGACGGAUAUAUGUGCUACAAAGACGGACCAGAGUUACCUCUAUUAAAUUUCACGACAAACUGUAUCGGAUAUGGUCGAUUUGUCAUCUACUACAAUGAAAGACUGAGUGGAGUAACGUAUCCAGAGGGGUAUGAAUCUACUUCCUACACCCAGUUGUGUGAAGUGGUAGUGGAAGGAUGCUCUAGAGGAAAGUAUGGGAUAAAUUGUGAUAUGAAUUGCCCCACUAAUUGUUUUGGAAGAGAAUGUGAUAUUGUCCGUGGAACAUGUAUGAAAUGCAAGGCGGGCUGGGAGGGAGAAAAAUGUCAAACAUCUUGCCCGAAUGGAUCAUACGGUCAGGAAUGUAAAUCCAAAUGUUCAGGACAUUGCAAAGAUCGAAUUCCAUGUAACCACGUGACGGGUGAAUGUGUCAGAGGCUGUGUUGUGGGAUGGACUGGGUCUUUAUGCAAUAAACCUUGUGAUGCUGGACGUUUCGGCGUUAAUUGUACUUCCUACUGCAGUGGACAUUGUUUUAAGGACGAAUCAUGUAACAAGGAAACUGGGCACUGUGACUUGGGAUGUAGCGGUGGAUAUAUUGGGGAUUUGUGUAACAUAGAAUGUACACCUGGGUGGUUUGGAGAAGAAUGCAAAUACCGCUGUAGUGGACAGUGUGCUGAUGAUGAAAGUUGUAAUCACGUGGACGGGAUUUGUUCUCGUGGAUGUAAAGACGGUUAUAUUGGACAAAACUGCACCACACGUUGUCCUCUUAAUAAAUUUGGCAAAAAUUGUGCUCAUGAAUGCAGUCAAAAUUGUGCAAAUGACAUUUGUGAUAGAUUGAACGGUAGCUGUACUGCAGGAUGCAAGGAACCAUUUUUUGGAGAAAUGUGUGAUCAAAGUGAAGAAACUUCUUUCCUCAGUAAAGAAAGCAGUUCUGUUGAGGCCCUCACAGUUGGAGGAGUUCUGGGUGCUAUUACCGUUGUUACCAUCCUCUUUGUAUUGGUUGCUUUAGCCAUGCGACUGAAAAAUAAAACAUAUAAGAAUACUAGUCUUGCCUUGCCAGAAAGAAGGUCUAUGAUGGAAUUAGAGAACAAAUCACAACCAAGAGAAAAUAGGAAAAUCAAUGAAAAUUCAAGCAUUAUGAAUACAAGCGAAAUUCCUGAGAUCGGAAGGAAUCCAUAUGAAAUUCACGAAACAGCUAAAAGAGGACGACCAACUAAUAAGACCAUAUCUGUGGCGAAUUUACAUUCUAUCAUAUCCAAAAUGUCAGGAGCUGAAAAUCUAGGCUUUAAGCAGGAAUAUCGUGAUAUGCCAAAAGGCGAAUUUCAUCCUUGUGAAGAAGGCAAAAAACCGGAAAACAAAGUGAAGAAUAGAUACACAACCACAUUCCCUUAUGACCACUCUCGGGUUGUAUUAAAGACGUCAAAACCAGGGGAUGGAAAUUAUAUCAAUGCUAACUAUAUUGAGGAUUUAACUGGGAAACGAUCCUACAUUGCAACGCAAGGUCCAAAACCAAAGACGAUUUCUGAUUUCUGGAAAAUGAUAUGGCAGGAGGAUGUGUCCGUCAUUGUCUGUUUGACCAACCUAAAGGAAGGCGAAAAGACCAAAUGUGCUCAAUAUUGGCCAGACAUUAACGAUAAACUGAUUGGUGAUGUUUAUGUCAACAACCUACAAGAAAAAUGUCACGCUAACUAUACAAUAAGGCUAUUCAAAAUCAACAAACGUACUGAAAAAGCAACAAGGGAAGUGUUGAUGUUUCACUACACAAGAUGGCCAGAUCAUGGGGUCCCUGAUCCACUAAGUCUUGUUGUGUUCCACCGUCACGUGACGAGAGUGUCAUCACAGUACCAUGGCAAAUACACUGUUGUGCACUGCAGUGCUGGUAUUGGUAGAACCGGAACAUACAUUGCAUUAGACGCCCUCUAUCGGGAAGGGGAGAGAAAUGGUAAAGUUAAUGUACCGAUGUACGUCAGGACCAUGAGAAAAGACAGAAUGAACAUGAUACAAGGCGAUGAUCAAUAUAAAACAGUUUACCUUGCCCUUUGUGAAUCCUUCAAUGGAAAAUCACGUUGUUUAACAACAGAGUCUUUUAUACGACAACAACAAGAACAAUCUUGUUAUACCAACUGUGGGGAAGUAGCAACAAAAUCGUCCUUGUCUUCCGAACUCCAGGAGUUGCUGUCUCUUCGGAAAGAAUAUGAACAGAAAGAUUAUGAAGCUGGACGUAGCAAUAAAUCUGCAAACUAUUCAUCAAGCGUAUUGCCACUUGACGAAUAUCUGUGUCGCUUGUCAUAUUCAAAGGGAAGAAACACCUACUAUAAUGCUGUUCUUCUUCAGUCUUUCACGGAAAACGACUGUCUCAUCAGCGCUCAAUAUCCACUUCCUGACUACACUGAGGACUUCCUCAGACUCAUCAGGGAUUUUGAUGUCGGUGUGGUUGUUUUUCUGUGUCCGUUGAAAGAAUUGAAAUCUUCUACUCUUUGGGUACCGUCAAAAAAUGAUCAUAAGACUGUUGGAAACUUUACAAUAAAACUAUCGUCGUCAACAAAUUCAGCAAAUUUGUCUACCAGAAGCAUCGCCCUUCAGCCACAGGGUUACAGUGACACAAAGAUAAGUGUACUAGAAUGCAAGACAUGGAAAGAGGGUAAAAAGACAAUGGACAAAAGAGCUUUGCUGGAUGUAGUUAAAGAAGCAAAAUCAGAAAAGGUCAAACACGAGGGAAAACUUCUGAUUUUGUCAAGUGAUGGAGCCGCACGUUGUGGAGCAUUCUGUGUGGUUUUUAACGCUCUGGAACAACUCUCAAUGGAUCAGGAAGUAGACAUCUUCACCAUCACACGUCAACUUCAGAUCCGUAGACCGGAGUUUGUGUCAACUUUGGACGAAUACCAGCUUUGUUAUGAUGCUGUUGUAGAAUACAUUCAAAACGACUGCGUGUAUGCGAAUUGCUAACUAGAACAAGAAAGAAAACUCUCAACAAAGCUAACUUUUGUUUUCUUUAAAGGAAAAGAAUGGAUUAUAAACUUUGUGACAUUUUGAUAAGCUCGAUUUUUUAAAUACAAAAUUGUGAAAUCAAUAAUAAUUUAGUGGAUUCACAUACCGAAGACAA
Saccostrea echinata is the source of this 3361-nucleotide messenger RNA. Its product is annotated as receptor-type tyrosine-protein phosphatase alpha-like. Gene Ontology annotation, biological process: protein dephosphorylation. NCBI's taxonomy places the organism in Eukaryota, Metazoa, Mollusca, Bivalvia, Ostreida, Ostreidae. The record is from RefSeq and is a predicted model, not a curated record. The transcript has 25 exons. Gene Ontology annotation, molecular function: protein tyrosine phosphatase activity. The coding region runs from base 64 to 3204 and encodes 1046 amino acids.